AUGUUGUCAAUUCUCCGGAAGGCGCAGUUAAAGGACAAGGAGAUGCGGGUAUUGAUGCUGGGUUUGGAUAACGCGGGGAAGACAACCAUCGUGAAGCAUAUCAUGAAGGAAGACGUCAACACUGUGAGCCCGACGUUAGGCUUCAUUAUCAAAACUAUUGAUUACAAAGGUUACAAGUUAAACAUUUGGGAUGUCGGAGGUCAGAAGACUCUCCGCAGUUAUUGGCGAAACUAUUUUGAAAAGACCGACUCCUUGAUCUGGGUCGUAGAUGCCACCGAUAGAUUCCGACUUGAGGACUGUGCCACAGAACUUCAUGGACUUCUUCAAGAAGAGCGGUUACUUGGAGCGAGUUUACUAGUCUUUGUAAAUAAGACCGACGUCGCUGGAUGUAUGACUCAUGAUGAAAUCCGGGAGGGUCUUAAACUCGACGAAAUUAAGACGCAUAAAUGGACGAUAUUGCCUUGCAGCGCGAUGACAGAGGCCGAAGAAUAUCAAAAAAAUACCUAA
This is a messenger RNA of Morchella importuna, 507 nucleotides long. RefSeq lists its product as uncharacterized. The record is from RefSeq and is a predicted model, not a curated record. The transcript is spliced from 6 exons. Lineage: Eukaryota; Fungi; Ascomycota; Pezizomycetes; Pezizales; Morchellaceae. Gene Ontology annotation, molecular function: GTPase activity; GTP binding. Gene Ontology annotation, cellular component: cytoplasm; microtubule cytoskeleton. Bases 1 to 507 code for a protein of 168 amino acids. Gene Ontology annotation, biological process: protein folding.